Molecule: messenger RNA, 297 nt
Organism: Penicillium argentinense
Lineage: Eukaryota; Fungi; Ascomycota; Eurotiomycetes; Eurotiales; Aspergillaceae
Exons: 2
Coding region: 1-297 (98 amino acids)
Source: RefSeq, a predicted model, not a curated record
AUGCUCUUCAUUAUGGCGGAGCUCAGCUGGCAUGAAGAGCAAAUUGAUGCCGCCAUCGAUUUCUGGACCAGAGCGGUGGAAGUCGAUUUCACUGACUACGCUCGCGUGAUCAAGUGUCUCAAAUGCUACGCCGAGCGAGAGCGACAGUCGGACAUCAUUGCGAUUCUGAAAAAGAUGGACGAGAAAUCGACGGAGCAGCUGGACGGUCUAUCGGUACUGAUCGCUGCUGGCGGCCGUUCAAACGGAGCAGCUGGAAUUCGUCGUGUCGGCCUACGAGCGCUCAACUCAACACGUUGA